Molecule: messenger RNA, 2329 nt
Organism: Cantharellus anzutake
Lineage: Eukaryota; Fungi; Basidiomycota; Agaricomycetes; Cantharellales; Hydnaceae
Product: Squalene/phytoene synthase-domain-containing protein
Exons: 7
Coding region: 225-2222 (665 amino acids)
Biological process (GO): biosynthetic process
Molecular function (GO): intramolecular lyase activity
Source: RefSeq, a predicted model, not a curated record
AUUCAGAACCCCUGCGAGUGAUGAAGAUGGCAUGUCAAGAUUUUUAUAACACCAAUGUCAGCUUUCCUCCCAUCUUCCCCCUGCCAUUGGUACAUUGUUCGUUACAUCCUACCAACACAGGUGCCACGGAGCCACUUGGCAAGCGUGGUCAAGUCGAAGCUCCCUUCCGAUCAUUCAGACGUGCAACGUGCAUCCCCACAUUUCUAUAGGAGAUUCUACCUGCUAUGGAACGCAUCUUGGACGUGGUGUCUCUAACGAGAAUCCCGGAUUACGAUUUGGUUCAUCUCCGCUGGACUAUACCUGCGUUUUCUGUGCUCUUGGCACUUUACUUCCCAUUGAGGACUUCUAUCGACUGCUUCAGAGUUGGUUCCCUUGUCUUUAUUGCUAUCGCGUACACCAUCCCAUGGGAUUCGUAUCUUAUCCGAAGCGACAUUUGGUCAUACCCGCCAGACGCGACAUUUAACGUGACGUUCUAUUCCAUUCCUGCUGAAGAACUCUUUUUUUUCGCCAUCCAAACAUGUUUCACUUCAGUUCUGUACCUCAUCCUUUCGAAGCCCGUGUUACAUCCUGCCCUGAUACCCACCCAUGAAUACCCCUCAUCCACGUCGCAUAUGGCGCUCCAUCGCCUUGGCUCGUUGUGGUUUGCUGCUGGAACAGGUAGCGGUGCAUGGUUAUACUGGAGAGGAGGCCAAGGAACGUAUAUGGGUCUCAUACUCGUUUGGGCGUGUCCCAUCCUUCAGUUUAUCUGGAGCGUAGCAGGACUUCAUAUCAUCGCCAUGCCCGCCUUAUCCUCGCUCGGACCUAUUCUCCUCUCGACUGCGUAUAUGUGGAUUCUUGAUGCGACAGCUCUUCAACGGGGUACUUGGGUUAUCGAAUCUGGCACCAAAUUUAAUGUUCAGCUUUGGGGCCAUCUCGACGUAGAAGAAGCAGUAUUCUUUUUAAUUACGAAUUUCCUCGUUGUCUUUGGUCAAAUCGCCAUUGACAGAGCGUACGGGAUCCUUACCAUAUACGCCAUAGACUUCCCUUCCACCGCGUCACACACUUUCUUCUCGGCACCAUUCUCACUCAUCGCAUCAUUCUCAGUGACUUCGAGGUACUUGAAUAACGAGGUGAUCACUCACCGGCUCAACAACCUUCGGGACACCAGUUUGAUCCUCAAAGGAAAAAGUAGAAGUUUCUGGACCGCAAGCAGCAUAUUCCAAGGUCCCUUAAGGAUAGAAUUGAUCAAUUUGUAUGCCUUUUGCCGAGUUAUCGAUGAUUUGAUCGAUGACGAUGCCCGCACGAGACAGGAAGGUCAUGAGAUUCUGAAGCAUGUCCGAGCGUUCAUUGAUCGAUGGUACACUUCGGGGAUACCUGCCGGACAGGAAGGCUCGCAUUUCGAUGAUUUGCUGAAGCCGCUCAACUUGUCGACUGCCCAGCGACGGGCCUUCUUUGCGCUGCCCCGCACAAGCUCUGGAUCCUCGAUAAAAUACAAGCUGGUCGAGGACCCACUCCGUGAACCGCUAUUGGAGCUCCUUGACGGCUUCGACUCGGACCUCAUAUUCAAAGAGUCAGAGAAGGCGGGUGCUCCACCAAAUGAAAUUCUGAUUCAUAACGACGAGGAUUUGAUUCUUUAUGCGUACCGGGUUGCUGGUACAGUCGCCAAGAUGUGUUGCCACAUGAUUUUCCACUAUGCGCCCACUUCUUACAAUUCCCCUCGUCCUCGUGAGGAAAUUCUAGACGCAGCUGUCAAAAUGGGUAUGGCCCUUCAAUUCGUAAAUAUCGCCCGCGAUAUUAGGGUGGACGAACGGGCUGGGAGGGUGUACGUUCCGCGAGAAUGGUGGAUCGGCAACUUCUCCAAAGCUGAAAGCUCCGAGUCUGUUGACCAUCACGGAUCGAACGCGAAGCCCGUGACUACACAAUCGCCAUAUCAUUUCCCACCUGAUGAAGCUCGGAUUCAUCGACUCCACUUGCUUCAGAUGGCGAAAGACUUCUUCCUUACCUCACGACCAGCGAUAGAUCAGAUGCCGACCAUUUUCUCGGCACGCAAGGGCUUGAGGGUCGCGGUCGAGAGUUACAUGGAAAUUGGAAGGCAGCUAGAGAAGAAGAUUGGUGAUACACAAUACACUUUAGACGCGGAUGACAUUUUUGCAAUGACUCCUCUUCAGACCCGUUUGACAAGGCCUAGUGUACCGAAGUGGAGAAGGGUCUGGGUUGCCUGGUCUACCCUCGUUACAGGUUAAUGUGCUAGAAAGGAACUCAAUGACUAUAGAUGAUCUUUAUUUUUCUCUUGGAUGAUGCUGUAGACUUGCUCUGACUAUACUGGUUUAUGUCACUGGAUUUGUUGCAG